AUGUCUUUCAACCGAGAACAUGACUUAAAAUUAAAGUUUAAGUCUUCUAAGAAACUAAAAAUAUCUGCCACCUUCGAGUCUAUGGAUCUGAAAGAGGGUUUAUUGCGAGGCAUAUAUUCGUAUGGCUUUGAAGCACCAUCUGCUAUUCAGUCUAGAGCUAUAACACAAAUUAUUUCCGGCAAAGAUGUUAUUGCACAAGCACAGUCCGGUACUGGUAAGACUGCAACAUUCACGAUUGGUAUGUUGCAAGCUAUUGAUCUAAAGAAACAUGAUUUGCAAGCACUAGUUUUAUCUCCAACUAGAGAAUUGGCUGCUCAGAUUGGUAAAGUUGUCACAAACUUGGGUGACUACAUGAACGUCAAGGCCUAUGCAAUGACUGGAGGUAAAACUAUGAAAGAUGAUUUGAAGAAAAUUCAAAAGCAUGGUUGCCAAGUCAUUAGUGGUACACCAGGAAGAGUUCUAGAUAUGAUAAAAAGACGAUUGAUAGAGACUAGACAUGUCCAGAUUUUAGUUUUGGAUGAAGCUGAUGAACUUCUCAGCGAUACACUGGGUUUCAAACACCAAAUUUAUGAUAUCUUCACUAAAUUGCCAAGAACUUCACAAGUGGUGGUUGUUAGUGCCACCAUGAGUCCUGAAAUUCUUGAAAUAACUAAGAAAUUUAUGAAUGAUCCUGUCAAAAUUUUGGUUAAAAGAGAUGAGAUAACACUGGAAGGCAUUAAGCAAUACUACGUUAAUGUCGAAAAAGAAGAAUGGAAAUUUGAUACAUUGUGUGAUAUUUACGACUCCCUAACAAUUACUCAGUGUGUUAUAUUUUGUAAUAGUAAAAAAAAGGUAGACUGGUUAGCGCACAAGCUAAAACAAUCCAAUUUUGCAGUUAUCUCCAUGCAUGGUGAUAUGAAGCAAGAUGAGAGAGAUAGAGUUAUGAAUGAAUUUAGAACAGGCCAAUCCCGGGUACUGAUUUCGACCGAUGUAUGGGCGAGGGGUAUUGAUGUACAGCAAGUAUCAUUGGUAAUAAAUUAUGAUUUACCGGAAAUCACAGAAAACUAUGUUCAUAGAAUUGGUAGAAGUGGAAGAUUUGGAAGAAAAGGUGUGGCAAUUAAUUUCCUAACAAAAAUUGAUGCCUCGCGUAUGAAGGAGAUAGAGAAAUAUUAUAAGAUUAAAGUUAAGCCAAUGCCAGCUGACUUAUCAGAACUUUCCUAG
This is a messenger RNA of Nakaseomyces glabratus, 1200 nucleotides long. It is a transcript of the gene FAL1, whose product is annotated as ATP-dependent RNA helicase FAL1. Gene Ontology annotation, molecular function: RNA helicase activity; mRNA binding; ATP binding. The record is from RefSeq and is a predicted model, not a curated record. NCBI's taxonomy places the organism in Eukaryota, Fungi, Ascomycota, Saccharomycetes, Saccharomycetales, Saccharomycetaceae. Gene Ontology annotation, cellular component: catalytic step 2 spliceosome; nucleolus.